Messenger RNA from Dreissena polymorpha, 2272 nucleotides. Its product is annotated as serine-rich adhesin for platelets-like. The transcript has a single exon. The coding region runs from base 453 to 1535 and encodes 360 amino acids. Lineage: Eukaryota; Metazoa; Mollusca; Bivalvia; Myida; Dreissenidae. The record is from RefSeq and is a predicted model, not a curated record.
CGACCGACUUCAUCUUUACGUCCGCUCACGUUAGACCGUAAAUAUACGUUAAGCAAUUACACAUUCACUCUUUACUUUCAAUGAAACCACCGUGUUAUCAUUAAUUUUACGUCAAAUGCGUGCGUGGUGUUUACUUUAAAUUGUGUUGAAGUGUAAUAAAUGGACUUUUUUAAUUUGCUGGCAGAUAUCAUAACGUCAUAUAUAAACGCUCAAAAGGGACCAGUGAUAAACAUAUGCCACUUGUAUGUAGAUAAGCGUUUACUGGAAAGGAAACAUAACAAUUGUGUGGAUAUUGUGGUUGUGAUUAAACUUAUUUUGAAUGGUAAAGCCGAUGUAACAAUAUAACACAUACAGCAUUUGAAAUCGCUGGCUUAACAUUAUUCCUGUGGCAUUCAUUACAUUGUGUUUGGAUUUUCAUAUCGUUAUCACAACGACAUAAUUUUAAACGAUCAAUGGAUACGGUCAUAUUCGUCGCGUUGCUGGUAAACGUGUGUAUGUGGAUGCCAAGAAGCAGCGCAUUACCCGUUUCCAAUGGAAACGGUAAAAAGGACAGCGUCGCCAAGAAAUGUGCCGCCAGUUCGUGCAACGCGAUGGAAAUCGGGUUAUGUAAUCAUGGGGGUACAUGCGUUAAAACAGAAGAUUGUGGAUUUAGCUGUAAAUGUGCAAAUGGGUUUAGCGGCUUUUUCUGUACGGCAACGGCAGAUGACGUCACUUCGACGCAAAAUCCGAAACAAACAACCAGCGUAUCAGAUAUAGCGAGGUCAGCGAAUGAAGUCACAACGACGCAAAAUCCGAAACUAACAACCAGCGUAUCCGAGAUUGCGACGUCAGCGAAGGAAAUUACCACGACGCAAAAUCCGAAACUAACAACCAGCGUAUCAGAUAUUACGAGGUCAACGAAUGACGUCACAACGACGCAAAAUCCAAAACAAACAACCAACGUAUCAGAGAUGAAGACGUCAGCAAAUGACGUCGCAACGACGCAAAAUCAGAACCAAACAACCAGCGUAUCAGAGAUUGCGACGUCAGCGGAUACAGUCAUAACGACGCCAAUUGUUAAACAAAAAACUAGCGUAUCAGAGAUUGCGACGUCAGCGAAAGAAGUCACAACGACGCAAAAUCAGAACCAAACAACCAGCUUAUCAGAGAUUGCGACGACAGCGGAUAAAGUCAUAACGACGCAGAAUCAGAAACUAACAAACGGCGUAUUAAAGAUUGCGACGUCAUCGAAUGACGUCGCAACGACACCGAUUUCGAAACAAACAGUCAGCGUAUCAGCGAUUACGACGUCAGCGACUGAAGGCACAACGACGCAAAAUAUGGAUCGAAAGAACAGCGUAUCAGAAAUUGCGACGUCAGCGACUGAAGUCACAACGAGGAAAAUUCUGAAUGAAAUAAACAGCGUAUCAGAGAUUCCGACGUCAGCCAAUGAAGUCACAACGAGGCAAAAUCUUAAUCAAAGUACUAGCGUACCGAAGAUUACGAACCAGCGCGCACCGUCAAGACAACGCCAAAGCCGAACCCAAUCCGGCUAAUAAGAAAACCUCUCCCUAUCCACAAACUUAAGCUGAAUACGUCGCAGAUGUGUUGUGCAAAACCAAAACACCAAUCUUGUGUUUAUUAUGUUCGUUUGUGUUUGAAUGACCCUAUAUCGGAUGAAUUACGAUGCAUGACCCGGCGUAAUGCGAAAAUGGAUCUUAUGCCAAAGGCGACCCGAGUAGCUCCAGUUCAGCCUGCACAUCCGCGGAGUCUGAUCAGGAGCUACCCUGUCCGCUUUGACGAUUUUAUGGCGGCCAGCGUAGCUCUUGACAAGACUUCGAAAUUGCGUUGGCUGGAAUUUGAGCUACAUUGGCCGCUUACGGUGAGAGACACAUUUUCGCGCGACGCGGGUAAAAUAUCAGUUGAUAUCUUUGUUCUUGUCGAAGUGACAUUUUUUUUAAAUAAUUUGAAUGACGAUUACGCGGAUUUUGUAAAGAAACUCCUCUGUGAUUUGAGAGGUACAGACAUUAAUCGUGCAAUGUUUGCAUAGGCUUUGACUCUUUGCAAUAUUAAAAAAUGGACUCAACGAUUAGAUACAAACAUCUUUGAAAAAAAUGUGUACUGUUUUGAAAUCCAAAAGUUUUUUUUUUUUUAAAGAUAGUGUUUGCAAGUGCAUGGUCUUCAUAGAUUGUGCUUUUUAUUUAUAAUCAUUACAUAUAAGUGUAUAAAGUAUUGCCUAGGUGUGGCUGUACCGUAUUGUUAUAAAUAAUAAAUAAACUGCUUUUUGAAGUUA